This is a messenger RNA of Porites evermanni, 817 nucleotides long. NCBI's taxonomy places the organism in Eukaryota, Metazoa, Cnidaria, Anthozoa, Scleractinia, Poritidae. The record is from the annotation of a GenBank genome assembly.
GGUAAUCUUAAGAGGCACUUAAAAUCACAUGCCAGAAAGGGCCACAUCGAGAACCAGCAAGUGGACAAGACGUUUUUGGUUACAUCACACCAAGAAAACACCCAUGGACAAGCGCGAAAAACUAAAAAAUUGUAUACUGACCGGUUUACCGUUCAAGUGGUGCCCCGUCGAUGACUGUGAAGUUGUCACUCAUCUCAUGAGGAGCCACAUCACACGUAAACAUCGAUUAAAACCAGGUCCCUUGUUGGAAAAUUACCUGCGUGUUGUGCGAUCGUACAAAGGGAAAAAGAUUAUGAAGGAGAUCGAGCUUGCGAGGACCUCCACCAGGCCCCCAACGCACACAAUAACAUCUGCAUCAGCAACAACAUCUGCAUGCAUCAGCUCACCUUCCCCACCAACAGUCCACUCCACAGAUAGUGCCAUGGAAUCUCAAGACAUAAAAGAAGAUAUCACAACUGAGGAGAGGGACGAUGAAGAAGAGUCAUGCCCUGAUGAUGAAAGAAUGAUUGAUUAUCCAACAGCGUCAAGUCCAAAGGACAAGAUGCAGACUUGGCUAGGCCUAUUUUACAAGUAUCUUAACACGCCAGACUGUGGGAGAAAGAGAGACAAAAACCGUCUCCAGCAUGCCACCCACGUUCGAACAAUUUUAGAAGAUAUUGACCCAGAGGGGAAAGACAUCGAGAUACUAUCAGAAGAUGAAGGAUACAUUGUAUGGACAGAGUGGGUGGACAGAAAAUUAGAAAACAAGCGGUCAGGUACUGUCCGUUCACACCUUGGCUCUUACAAUCACUUUCUAAAAUUUGUCACCAGAGGGUGA